CCGAUUCCAAAUGGAUUUACACCGCCGAUCUCCUUGCAGCUCCACCCGCCUGGUUUUGCUCUUGCUGGUUUCCUGCGCCGGGCGCCUAGCAGCUAACAGAAGAAACAUCCCGCGGAGGCAAGACAGGCUGGGACCGCCUCUUGAUAUAACAGUGGAUUCAUUGAACUGCACAGCAUUCAGUAUUCAAUGGAGAAUGCCUCAACAGCAUGCAAGUACCAUCACAGGAUAUACGGUAUAUUAUGCUGAGGUCAAGGCUGAUAAACCAAUUAGACAGCAGUCACAUGAUGUGCCCCUGAGUCUGGAUAUGCUCAGUAUGAGUCAGAUGGAUGGGCAAGCAAUUUUUGAUGUGGUAAUUGGAGAUUUGAAGCCAGGUACCCUCCAUCGUGUAAGCGUAGGUGCUUAUGGCUGGGCAGGAAAGGGCCGGCCCAGCAUGCCCAGAAAUGUAACAACUUUAUCACAAGAUAAAUGCUUGCCUCCUGAUCCACCUCUUCAGCCUCAAAUUAUCGUUGUUUCUGACUCAGAAGUUGCUUUGUCUUGGAAACCAGGACCCAGUGAAGGAAGUUCCCCCAUUCAGUACUACACCGUGGAAUUUAUCAGGCCUGACCUUGAUACCAAUUGGACAGUUAUUAGAGAGCAGAUCCAAAUGGACUCCAUGGUCCUGAAGGGGCUAACUCCAAGCAACAAAUACCAGUUUGCAGUUCGAGCUACAAAUUCAUAUGGAUCCAGUCUACCUAGUGCUCCCAGUGACACUAUCAGAAUGUUCAGCCCAGAAGAGAUAGGCAGUGGAAGCUAUGGGCAUCGGUAUAUCACAGAUUCUGGAAAUGGUGAUGAUGAUGGAAUUGACUUUGAUGAUUCAGACUAUGACAUUUACAUUGAUGAGCUCAAACCACUUCCUGCUAUCAAAGGAGGGAAUAGGAAAUUUUUGGUUGAAACCAAGAUUUCACAAAGGUCAAAUGCAAGACUCUUAUCUAGGCUGCUUUCAGCCACUUCAUAUCCCGUUAGUUCCCCUACAACAACGACACGUGCACCACGUUUCACCACAAUUACACCCAUUACUACUAAGGCCACCAGGAGGAACAGCGGAGCUUCAAUGGUGCGGCAGUCUGACCAGUCCUGCGAUGAAACCAUCUGCUCUACUGACAGCUUUUGCGUCAAUGAUUAUGAGCGGAGUGGCUCUCGUUGCCACUGCAACCUUGGCAAAGGAGGAGAAACUUGUUCAGAAGAUGUUAAUAUUCAGUAUCCUCAGUUCUUUGGCUACUCAUACAUCACCUUUGAACCUCUGAAAAAUUCCUACCAGACAUUCCAAAUUACUGUUGAAUUUAGGGUUGAAGCAGAGGAUGGUUUGCUUCUUUACUGUGGAGAAAAUGAGCAUGGGCGCGGUGACUUCAUGUCUGUAGCAAUCAUCAGACGAAAUGUUCAGUUCAGGUUCAACUGUGGUACUGGAAUUGCAGUAAUUACAAGUGAGAACAAAGUUAAACUGGGUAACUGGCACAGUGUGACAGUGUUCAGAGAUGGUCUGGAAGGAUGGCUUAGGCUGGAUAACAACCGUCCCGUGUCUGGCAAAUCACAGGGUCAAUACAGCAAAAUUACAUUUCGGACUCCUUUCUACCUUGGAGGUGCCCCAACUGCCUACUGGCUUGUGAGGUCUGCAGGAAUCAAUCGUGGUUUUCAAGGCUGUGUUCAGUCACUCACUAUCAAUGGAAAGAUAAUCGACAUGCGUCCCUGGCCUCUGGGGAAAGCUCUUAGUGGGGCAGAUGUAGGUGAAUGCAGCAGUGGAAUUUGUGAUGAGGCUUCCUGCAUAAAUGGUGGCACCUGCACAGCAAGCAAAGCAGAUUGGUACAUCUGCCUUUGUCCACUGGGAUUUAAAGGUCGACAUUGUGAGGAGGCUUUUGCCCUCAUUAUACCUCAGUUCAAUGAGACCUUGAAAUCCUUUGCUACUGUCCCCUGGCCCUUGGAAUCACAGAACUACCUUUCCUUCAUGGAAUUUGAAAUCAUAUUCCGCCCAGAUUCAGAAGAUGGUGUCCUUCUGUACAGCUACGAUACAGGCAGCAAAGACUUCCUGUCUAUUAGAAUGGUGAACAGCUAUGUAGAAUUCAGGUUUGACUGUGGCUCAGGAACUGCUGUGAUCAGGAGUGAAGAACCCAUCAGUUUGAACCAGUGGCAUGAGCUUAAAGUGUCUCGCACAGCAAAAAAUGGUAUAUUACAGGUUGAUCAGCAAAGGCCAGUGGAAGGCAUGGCAGAGGGAGCUUUCACCCAGAUUAAGUGCAACCCUGACAUGUUCAUUGGCGGUGUACCAAGUUAUGAUGAUGUGAAGAAGAACUCUGGCAUCCUGAAGCCCUUCUCUGGUAGCAUUCAAAAGAUGGUUCUGAAUGACCGGACCAUAGACCUGAAGCAAGAUUUCACAUCUGGAAUCAACCUAGAGAACACAGUCCAUCCCUGUGUGAAUACUCCCUGUGCCAACGGAGGCUCCUGCCUGCCCAAGAAAGAUGGCUAUGAAUGUGAUUGUCCUUUGGGCUUUGAUGGGCAGCACUGCCAGAAAGCUGUUAUGGAAGCCAUUGAAAUCCCACAAUUCAUUGGACGCAGCUACCUCACAUAUGAUAAUCCAGACAUACUUAAAAGAGUGUCAGGAUCAAGAACGAAUGUAUUCAUGAGGUUUAAGACGACUGUGAUGGAUGGUCUCUUGCUGUGGAGGGGAGACAGUCCCAUGAGGCCCAACAGCGACUUCAUCUCUCUAGGUCUUCAAGAUGGUGCCUUGGUCUUCAGUUAUAAUCUGGGCAGUGGCGUUGCUUCCAUAAUGGUGAACGGCUCCUUUAAUGAUGGACGGUGGCACAGAGUUAAGGCAGUUCGGGAUGGACCAUCUGGGAAGAUAACAGUGGAUGAUUAUGGCGCUAGAACUGGCAAAUCACCGGGAAUGAUGAGACAGUUGAACAUCAAUGGGGAUCUCUAUGUUGGUGGAAUGAAGGAGAUAGCACUGCACACAAAUAGACAAUAUAUGAGGGGACUGGUGGGCUGCAUUUCGCACUUCACCCUUUCCACAGAUUAUCAUAUUUCACUGGUUGAAGAUGCAACUGAUGGGAAAAACAUUAACACCUGUGGGACAAAGUGA
Molecule: messenger RNA, 3106 nt
Organism: Varanus komodoensis (Komodo dragon)
Lineage: Eukaryota; Metazoa; Chordata; Lepidosauria; Squamata; Varanidae
Gene: EGFLAM
Product: EGF like, fibronectin type III and laminin G domains
Exons: 23
Coding region: 11-3106 (1031 amino acids)
Molecular function (GO): protein binding; calcium ion binding
Source: RefSeq, a predicted model, not a curated record